This is a messenger RNA of Emys orbicularis (European pond turtle), 3948 nucleotides long. It is a transcript of the gene SCAPER, whose product is annotated as S-phase cyclin A associated protein in the ER. The record is from RefSeq and is a predicted model, not a curated record. The transcript is spliced from 28 exons. NCBI's taxonomy places the organism in Eukaryota, Metazoa, Chordata, Testudines, Emydidae. Gene Ontology annotation, molecular function: nucleic acid binding; zinc ion binding. The coding region runs from base 115 to 3948 and encodes 1277 amino acids.
GAUUUGAGAGCUCGAUAUUGGGCAUUUCUUUUUGACAAUCUUAGACGAGCAGUUGAUGAAAUCUAUGUUACUUGUGAGUCGGAUCAGAGUGUAGUAGAAUGCAAGGAGGUUCUAAUGAUGCUAGAUAACUAUGUAAGAGAUUUCAAGGCAUUGAUUGACUGGAUACAGCUACAGGAAAAGCUAGAGAAGGCUGAUGCUCAAAGCAGACCUACUUCAUUGGCCUGGGAAGUAAAGAAGAUGUCUCCAGGACGCCAUGUAAUACCAAGUCCAUCAACAGAUAGAAUCAGCGUAACAUCAAAUGCUCGAAGAAGUUUAAAUUUUGGGAAUCCAUCUGUGACAAUUGCUACCACUCGUCUGGCUCCUUCAGGUGUAAGUUGGGCUGAUAAGGUGAAAGCUAACCAUGGAGCUAAAGCUGCCACUCCAGAGCUAGCAACUACACAAACCUGCAUGCCAGCACCAGUGCAGAAGUCAUCACGGAGAAAUGAACGGAAGGAUGCAGAAGGAUGGGAAACAGUUCAGCGUGGAAGGCCUGUUCGAUCUCGAUCUACAGCUGUAGCAACAAAAACUCCUGUAGCUGCAGAAUUGCUAAGAGCUAAAGAUGACAGUGACAAAGAAAAUGUAGUCUUCAGACAAUCAGAAAGUAAACAGAAGAAUUCAUUCGAUGGAGAUAGUGCAUCCAAAAAUACAGAAGCUCUGCAGAAAGAUUCUUUAUAUCUGAGUGAGCAUCCUCUUGCUGAAAGGACUCAGUUCACAGCACACACACUAGAAGAUACCAGAAAUACUGGCAAUGUGGUUUUACAAGACAGUUCUUGCUUACAAACACCUGAAAUGCCGGCAGUUGUCAUAGACACUGAACAUACUUCAGAAAGUCUACAGAUUGAUGAAUCUCCCUCCCUGCUCUCUGGUAGUAAAGAACAGCAUGAAGCAUUAAAAAACAAGAUAGAAAGUGAAAUGGACCCCUCAGACAUUUCAAAUGUGAGUGCUGCCAGAUUGUCUAUGGCAGAAGUCCUUGCUAAAAAAGAAGAGUUAGCAGAUCGCCUGGAAAAGGCCAAUGAAGAAGCAAUAGCUAGUGCCAUUGCAGAAGAAGAGCAGUUAACUAGAGAAAUUGAAGCAGAAGAAAACAAUGACAUUAACAUUGAGACUGACAAUGAUAGUGAUUUUUCUGCUAGCAUGGGCAGUGGAAGUAUAUCUUUCUGUGGCAUGUCUAUGGACUGGAAUGAUGUCCUGGCAGAUUAUGAAGCUCGUGAAUCAUGGCGUCAAAAUAAUUCAUGGGGUGAUAUAGUGGAAGAAGAACCUGCGCGUCCACCAGGCCAUGGAAUACAUAUGCAUGAGAAACUCUCUUCACCAUCUCGCAAAAGAACAAUAGCAGAAUCUAAAAAGAAACACGAGGAGAAACAGAUGAAAGCUCAACAGCUGAGAGAAAAGUUACGUGAAGAGAAAACGCUAAAGCUUCAAAAACUGAUGGAGCGGGAGAAAGAUGUGCGAAAGUGGAAAGAAGAAUUACUGGACCAGAGACGCAGGAUGAUGGAGGAAAAAUUACUCCAUGCUGAAUUUAAACGUGAAGUGCAGUUACAAGCAAUUGUGAAAAAAGCACAAGAGGAAGAAGCAAAGGUAAAUGAAAUUGCAUUUAUAAACACCUUAGAAGCCCAAAAUAAACGUCAUGAUGUGUUGUCCAAACUAAAAGAGUAUGAACAAAGACUAAAUGAAUUACAGGAAGAACGCCAACGGAGGCAGGAAGAAAAGCAAGCACGUGAUGAAGCUGUUCAGGAGCGUAAAAGAGCUCUGGAAGCAGAACGCCAAGCCCGGGUUGAAGAGCUGCUGAUGAAGAGGAAAGAACAAGAAGCUCGGAUUGAACAGCAGCGGCAGGAGAAAGAGAAAGCACGGGAAGAUGCAGCACGGGAAAGGGCCAGAGAUCGAGAGGAGAGGCUGGCAGCUCUCACUGCAGCUCAACAAGAAGCAAUGGAGGAGCUACAGAAAAAGAUUCAGCUGAAGCAUGAUGAAAGCAUUCGGAGACACAUGGAACAAAUUGAACAGAGGAAAGAAAAGGCAGCUGAAUUAAGCAGUGGGAGACAUGCUAAUACUGAUUAUGCACCUAAACUUACACCAUAUGAACGAAAAAAGCAGUGUUCAUUAUGCAAUGUUUUGAUUUCCUCAGAGGUGUAUCUUUUUAGCCACAUUAAGGGGAAAAAACACCAACAAGCAGUGAGAGAAAAUAGCAGCAUCCAAGGACGAGAGCUUUCAGAUGAAGAAGUGGAGCACCUGUCAUUGAAGAAGUACAUUGUUGAUAUUGUGAUUGAAAGCUCUGUUCCAGUAGAACCUUUAAAAGAUGGAGAGGAGAAGCAAAAAACUAAAAAGAAGGCAAAGAAGCUGAAGGCACGGAUGAACUCCAGGGCUAAAGAAUAUGAAAGUUUAAUGGAAGCAAAAAAUGCCACCUCUGAAUCACCAUACAAAGCAAAGCUGCAGCGAUUAGCAAAAGAUCUUCUAAAGCAGUUCCAAGUACAGGAUAGCAGUUCAUUGGCAAACAACAAGGUUUCUGCUCUGGACAGGACUUUAGGAGAGAUUUCUCGUAUUCUGGAAAAAGAGAAUGCAGCAGAUCAGAUAGCAUUCCGGGUUGCAGGAGGACUCACAGCCCUUGAACACAUUCUUCAAGUAGUGAUUUCUUCCACGAAUCUGAAUGCAGUUUUACGGAUUCCUCCCAAGUCACUCUGCAAUACCGUAAAUGUUUACAACCUGGCCUGCAGUAAUUGUACAGAAAACUGCACCUAUGUUCUGUUUAGUAAUAAGAUCACUUUUUUAAUGGACCUGUUGAUGCAUCAGUUAACGGUUUGUGUUCCAGAUGAAUAUAAUGCAAUAUUGGGAAGAAGUGCAAAUAAGCAAGUAUUUGAAGGUUUAACAACUGGACUUCUCAGAAUCAUUGCUGUGGUCUUUGGGUGUCUGAUCUCCAGUCUACCAGAUGUAAACAAUCAGCCCACUGCACCUAAAAUAAUACAGGAAGUGAAAAACAAGCCCUCAAAAGUUGAGGCCUUUAACAGCAGGGUUCAGGACCUGAUCAGUUAUGUGGUGAAUAUAGGAUUGAUAGACAAGUUAUGCUGCUGUUUCCUCUCCGUCCAAGGUCCUGUUGACGACAAUUCAAAAAUAGCUACUUUUCUGCAAAAUGCUACAGCAGUGUUACAUGGAAUGUGUCAGCUCUGUUUUGCUGUCAGUGGAAAGUCUUGGCCCAUAUUUGACAAUACACGUCAGGAUCCCACAGGGCUAACUGCAGUUCUUCGGACUACGGAUCUAGUUGGAGUCUUGCAUAUGCUGUACUGUAUUCUUUUCCAUGGCACAAUCUCAGAUCCAAACAUGGCAAGUCCUAAAGAGAGUUAUACAGAGAACACGAUCCAGGUUGCUAUUCAGAGUUUACGCUUCUUCAAUAGCUUCGCAGUUCUUGAUCUGCCAGCUUUUCAGUCUAUUGUAGGUGCUGAGGGACUUUCUCUUGCAUUCCGUCAUAUUAUCAGCUCUUUGCUGUGGUACUGUUCUCAGCAUACCUGUGAAGGACUGCUACAUGAAGUCAUUGUUUGUGUUGGGUAUUUUACUGUCAACCAUCCAGAUAAUCAGGUAAUUGUACAAUCUGGCCGUCACCCCACAGUGCUGCAAAAACUAUGCCAGUUGCCUUUCCAGUAUUUCAGUGAUCCUCGCCUAAUCAAAGUGCUCUUCCCUACGCUAAUAGCUGCUUGUUACAAUAACCCUCAGAACAAGAUCAUUCUGGAGCAGGAGAUGAGUUGUGUUUUACUUGCCACAUUCAUUCAGGAUUUCACACAGAAUUCAGGCCAAACAGAUAACCAGUCUUCUCAACAAAAGGCAGAAAAAUUCUUCACUUCCCAAGAUUAUCUUGAGCUGUCUAACAGAUUCCCUUGCCAGGCCUGGGAAGAAGCACGACAGUUUUUCUUGAAAAAAGAGAAAAAAUAA